Messenger RNA from Trichogramma pretiosum, 3732 nucleotides. RefSeq names its product homeobox protein homothorax (gene hth). Gene Ontology annotation, biological process: positive regulation of cell population proliferation; eye development; positive regulation of transcription by RNA polymerase II. Bases 1227 to 2732 code for a protein of 501 amino acids. Lineage: Eukaryota; Metazoa; Arthropoda; Insecta; Hymenoptera; Trichogrammatidae. The transcript has 18 exons. The record is from RefSeq and is a predicted model, not a curated record. Gene Ontology annotation, molecular function: RNA polymerase II cis-regulatory region sequence-specific DNA binding; DNA-binding transcription activator activity, RNA polymerase II-specific.
UGCGGACGACGCAGGAUCUUUCGUUUACGGUGCUGCGAUUUCCGAUCGGUCCGGUUUACUCAAAAUAUAAUCUGCUAUCGUUUCGCUUGUUGUCAUUUCUGUAUUAGUUAGUAUAUUUACGUCGCGCGCGUACACCUACCGCGUUGUAUCGUCGUCGAUAUUUCUCGUCGUCGAUAUUGCUCGAACAUAGCUUGAAUGUACACACAUUGUAUACAUGUGUAUGCCAAGUUCAAAUCAUCGACGAUUGAUCAAACGAUAGGCGCGCGCGUCGUCGUAGUCGGCAGUAAGAGCACCUAAUCGGUCAGUGUAUGCGCAAAUCCAAGAUAAGCCCAGUCAGAGAGCCAGAACUCAUCGCUCUGGACUCUCUAGCUUCGUCUAAAACUACAGACAAGUAGUCAAGAAAACGUGUGCCGUGAGUUUCGAUUGCCUGCGCUAUUGUUCUCGACUUCUCAUAAAAACUGUGCCUCUCGCCAAUCUUCCAAGGCGCAGCAUCAUCAUUCAAAUUUAUAAAGACAGCUGUCGUCUACACAGGAGCCAGCUAGACUGAAAGUCUGUCACCAAAAAGAACGGAACUAAGCGAUCUAAUUGCUUAAUUCCCGAGUGCAUCUCCAGUUGUACGUUGCUGUCUAGUAUUAUUCAAGGCCCGAGUGCAAGUAUUGAAUUGGUAUCGACACGAGUCUUUCAAUGUUAGAGCCGUGUAACAAGGCGUAGACGACGUUCUUAGAGAAUUAUAAUGACGAGGCAAGAAUCACAUAGCGAGGUGCUGAGAAUAUCUGUCAAGCGUUCGGAUGUCGCCACGAUCUACUGACCAACGUCCAGCUGCUUGUUACAGAUCCCAACGACGGUGUGAAAGUCAGUCUGAAGAAGACUUCUGAUCGUGUAAGAGUCAGUCAACGACGGAUCUAUUUUAGUCUAAUAAUCGGUGUCUCGUUCAAAUGUACGUGUUCGCGAGUGUGUUUUAAAUAAGUGACCAUAAAUUCCUCAUUCCAAGGAUAAAUUCUAUAAGUGUGCAAUAUUUGUCUUAAUUCAAAUUGUAUUUGUAAAUAUAGUAUUUAUAAAUUUGAAUCAUCAGUGAGUUUGUUGUUGUUAUUGUUUGAGUGUAAGAGAAAUUAAGACGCGCAGUAUCCACUGCUCUGUGAGAAAGGACUUUCGUCAUUUACCCCGGUGAAAACAUAGCCGCUACGGUGGCACAGCACGCAGAGUUCCCGGGUGCUGCCAGGGCGUACAUGGCGCAGCCCAGGGGGUACGAAGAUGGAGGGAUCCAUGGCGGUUACCUCGAGGGUGGCGGAAGUGCCGGCGGUGGCAUCUACGACCCACACGCCAGCGCGCGCAAUGUGCCGGGCCUUCAUCACAGUCCGCACCUCGGUGCGAUGGGCCCUGGACACCCACAGUACCCACCACCGCCACAGCCACCCCAUGUACUGGCUGCUGCGGCGGCUGCAUCCACAAUACCAGAAGCCCACGUUAAACGCGACAAGGACGCCAUUUACCAACAUCCUUUGUUUCCACUGCUAGCGCUAAUUUUCGAAAAAUGCGAACUGGCAACAUGCACACCACGCGAUCCUGGUGUUGCAGGAGGUGACGUAUGUUCGUCCGAAAGCUUCAACGAAGAUAUCGCCGUCUUCUCCAAACAGAUCAGAAACGAGAAGCCUUACUACAUCGCCGACCCUGAGGUGGAUUCCCUGAUGGUCCAAGCAAUUCAGGUCCUUCGGUUUCAUCUUCUCGAACUUGAAAAGGUGCACGAGCUGUGUGAUAACUUCUGUCACCGGUACAUCAGUUGUCUAAAGGGCAAAAUGCCCAUCGACCUGGUGAUCGACGACAGGGACAGUACGAAACCACCAGAACUGGGCAACGGUUUGGAAGGCGGACCUCGCAGCACCGCCGACAGCACGAGCCACACCGACGGAGCCAGCACGCCGGACGUCAGGCCACCUUCCUCGUCUCUUUCGUACCCCGGACCUGGUGCGAACGACGACGCACGGAGUCCCGGUAGCGGGGGCACACCUGGUCCCCUCAGCCAGCAACCCACCACAAGUUUGGACACAUCUGAUCCUGAUGCAGCGAUGAUGAUGGGUAAGUCAUGUCCGGGAUUCAGAGAACCUAAUUUUGCUAAUGAAAGUUAUAGGGCCAAUGGAGAUGUAGAAAAGAAUUCUGCGGAGAAAAGAAGGCUUAGUUCAGAUAUAAAAAAGUAUAUUGCGGCGAGAAGAAGGCUUAGUUCAGUAAAAUCUGAUGGUUCAGAAGAUGUUUUUUUUGAUGAGCGUAAUGGUAGUUUUGGAGGCAGUUGUACCGACGGUGACGCGAGUAACGCAAGUAUCGGUAGUGGUGAAGGCACGGGGGAGGAGGACGACGACUCGUCGGGUAAGAAGAACCAAAAGAAGAGAGGCAUUUUUCCAAAAAUCGCGACCAACAUCCUCAGGGCGUGGCUGUUUCAACACCUGACGCAUCCAUACCCAUCUGAAGACCAGAAGAAAGCCUUGGCACAAGACACGGGGUUGACGAUUUUACAAGUUAACAAUUGGUUUAUCAAUGCGAGACGUAGGAUCGUGCAACCAAUGAUUGAUCAGAGUAAUCGAGCAGUGUUUCCGGGUUUAACGGGCUCACCAGCUGGAAAUCUUGAUACUAGCUACAUGAUGGACGGACCACCAGGGAGUCUCAUGCAGCGGCCACUAGGCGAUCCAGGCUAUGUCAAUCAGUACCACUACCCACCCGAAUAUUACGGACAUCAUUUAUAAAGUUGGAUGAGCGUCUAAGGAGAAACAUGAAUCGCAGCAACAACAUCACAACUACAACUACUAUAAGAUAGAAUUAUAGACGAAAUUUAUAGUACAUCACUUUUUCAUACACACACAUACACAUCAGGAGGGCAAAUAUGAUCCCAUUCCCUUUGUCAUCACAAAAUGCCACAUACGUAACCAACGGUACAAUGAUCAAAAUCAGAGCUACUGUGAUACGUUUAUCGCAGAGACGAUUUUAGAUACAUAGACGAGACACAGGCCAAUUAAUCUUGCCCCGAGUAUGCAUUCUCACCUGUGAUUUCACGCAAUCCCAUUUGCUACAAUAAUUGAGGUGACGAGUUGUGUACGGCGAGCAAAACGGCACAAAUAAAAUUAUUUAGAGCCGUUGGUUUUACGCGUAGCAGUCUCAUUAUACAUAUUUAUAAUAUAAAUAAACAAAAAAGGGCGAUGUUGACAGCGGACGAUUCAAUGAGUAAAACUUUCAUGUGAUUGUUCUUUGUACAAAUAUUUGCGGUGUAUAAUUGUAGCGAUUAAAAGAUAAUUGAAUGAUAAAUUUUAAUACGAUCGCAAUUGAGAGACUAUAUUACGAUAAUUAUUUAAUUGAGGAUUACGUAUAGUGAUUUAGGAAAAAAAUUUUUAGCGGACAUGUACAUUACAAGUGGAACACAAGUGGAACCUACAAGUGGGAAUUGUCGCGCGCAAAUGCACUUACUUGCAUUUUGUAUAGGUCGUUGACAAAAAAUGGUGAAUUUUUUAGUAAAAUUUACGCUCAGUUGUCCUAAUUAAAUUUUAAUCGUUCAAAUGAAUUUGCUACUAAUGAUGAUUGUUGUUUUGAUUGUUGGAAUUGAAUGAAUAAUUUUAAAUGAAUAGGAUAUUGUGUCAAAAAUCCUAGAAAUUGUAUAUUAAUUGAAUUGUAUGUAUUGGUACUGAUGAGUCCAUUUUAUAAGAAUUUCAAAUAAUGAAAUCCAAUAAAAUCAAUAUGAUGAACCUAAUAAAA